AUGAUAUACAAAUACAUAUGCUAUGUCAGUAAUAAAGGACUUCGCACGUCCCCAAAAAAGGCUGCUAUCUCGCGGGCUUGCCGGGAGGUUGGGGAGGGGCGGCCCGGGCCGGGAUGGGGCAGCGGCAGUUCCGGCCCCGCCGAAGCCGCGGAAGGAGGAGCGCCUGAGCAGGAGCAGCCGGACCCGCUCCUCAGCCAAGCCAAGGGGCUGGGCAGUUAUCUCUUCAAUUUUGCCACUGCUGCUACAAAGAAGAUAUCUGAAUCAGUUGCUGAAACAGCACAGACUAUAAAGAAGUCUGUGGAAGAAGGGAAAAUCGAUAGCAUCAUCGAUAAGACAAUUAUUGGAGACUUUCAGAAGGAGCAAGAGAAAUUUGUCCAAGAACAACACACAAAAAAGUCAGAAGCAGCAGUACCCCCUUGGGUAGAUAGCAAUGAAGAAGAAACCAUUCAACAACAAAUCUUGGCCUUAUCAGCAGACAAGCGGAACUUUCUGCGAGACCCUCCAGCAGGUGUUCAGUUUAAUUUUGACUUUGAUCAGAUGUAUCCUGUCGCCUUGGUAAUGCUGCAAGAAGAUGAGCUUCUGAACAGAAUGAGAUUUGAUCUUGUUCCUAAACAUGUAAAAGAGGAGGUGUUUUGGAGAAACUAUUUCUAUCGGGUCUCCCUAAUUAAACAGUCUGCACAGCUCACUGCCCUGGCUGCUCAGCAACAAGCGGUAGGAAAGGAAGAGAACAACAGCAGAGAAGAGGUUGGACAACUCACAGAAACAGUUCGGCCCAAAACGCCACCUAUUACUAUCAAAUCUCAACUGAAAUCACAAGAGGAUGAGGAGGAGAUUUCCACCAGUCCAGGCGUGUCAGAAUUUGUGAGUGAUGCUUUUGAUGCCUGUAACCUGAAUCAGGAGGACCUAAGGAAGGGAAUGGAACAACUGGUGCUUGACAACAAGGAAGAGAAGACUUCCACAGCUGAAGAAGAGACUGCAGAUUGGGAAAAGGAGCUACAGCAAGAGCUUCAAGAGUUUGAAGUAGUAACAGAAUCAGAAAAACGUGAUGACAACUGGGAUAAAGAAAUAGAGGAAAUGCUGCAAGAAGAAAAUUAACCAAUUUCCUGAAAUCACUAUAACCCAUGAACAUUUUCUGAAAAACUGAUACGGAUCAUUGCCUUUCUGUUUGCAUCUGAAAGACCUUCACGAAAUGCAAAAAACCUAAAAUCAUUAAAAGUCCGUAUGGGGAUACAACCAGCACUGUUCUGUUCUUUGUAAGAACAGUUUUGAACUUUGAUCACUCUUCUUAAAAUAGGACUGCAGGUGAUAAAUAAUAAUCAAAAGUGGUAACAUUGUUAUAUGAAAUUACAGUUUAGUUUGAAUUAUAAUUUUAGAGGGCCAAAAUGUGCUGCUAGGCUGUGCUAGGGGAUUUGUAAAUCUAAAACAUUCUCAACUGAAGCUUAUUUACAGUUCUCUGGUGGUGACAUAAAAAUCGAAUGGUAUCUGACUAACUUUAUUCCUUCAAGUAACUGUAUUUCAUCAUGUUUGCACUCUGCUCCUGUAUUAUUUGUAUAUAUGUACCAGUUAUUAAGGUACUUGCAGCAUUAGCUUCUGUUUAAAAUUUACCUUCCUAAGAGAACGUAUGGCGCCAAAGAAUUUAUAGAAAGUCUUAUCAGAUAACUUUUCCUUAUAAUGAUUUGUUUUUUAAAAAAGCUUUUACUAAUCCAGACUCCAAAAAAUACUGAUCAGUAUUGGUUAGAUUUGGUAUAACUGCCCAACAUUUGAAUGACUAGAUAAGAAGACAGUUCCUACUUUUCCUGGUCUAAUACAUUAUCAUCUUAAACCAUCAUGUGAAGGUAUUUCCUUUCGCCCAAGGCAGAAAUGGUUUAAUAAUGUUCUGUCUUCAAAUUAUUAUUAAUUUUCAUCUCAGUUCUGCUGCCUGGAUUAGCACAAAUUUAAAUAUUUCUACUUUAUUUUAAGUGCUGAACUUCCAUAUUUUUGGCUUGGUUUGGGCAUCUUUAUUUAAUAUUGUAGAUAUUUAUACAGUUUACUUCCUUCUGAACAGCAGUACUGGAAUACAACGGACCAUGGUUGGAUACUUAAAUGUAUGUAGAUUUCCACAUUGUACUUCUCUUUUGGGAGGCUGGUCAUUAAACUUAAACAAAAAUGUAGUUUCUUUUUCAAAAACUGAGGUUUGAGUUUGUUUCCCAUUCUAGACAGAUGGAUUUUACUGAUGGGAUUUAAGCUUAAACUUAAUGUCUUAUUCCCAUAAGAAUUCAGUUUGCCAUUCACUCCACAAUAAUGGCUGUACGGAGUGACUUAUCUUUUGAAAUGUAGAAUUAUGCUACCCUUUCUGAAAACGUCGUGUUAUGGCUUUCAGGGAACUCAAAGUAAAAAGGAAUGUUCUUAUAAUUUUAUUUAUCUAAUGAGAACAAUUUAACCUUGUGUACAUUUCAUCCAGUAGGUUUUGCUGAACUUAAUGAUAUUUAAAAGAACACUAUUGACUUGUUUAGGCCAGGAAAUGUAAUUCCCUUUUAAAAUUGCCAAUUUCUCCUUACGUUUUUCUCAUUACAUUGUAUAUUUGCAAGGAAAAUUCCCCUUAAAUGCUUUCGUUGACCACAAAUAAACAUCGCAGAGGUCUUUUUAGUA
Alligator sinensis (Chinese alligator) is the source of this 2628-nucleotide messenger RNA. RefSeq names its product synapse associated protein 1 (gene SYAP1). The transcript is spliced from 10 exons. Gene Ontology annotation, cellular component: cytoplasm; synapse. The coding region runs from base 1 to 1095 and encodes 364 amino acids. The record is from RefSeq and is a predicted model, not a curated record. Lineage: Eukaryota; Metazoa; Chordata; Crocodylia; Alligatoridae.